AUGAAGUCGAUUAAUAUAUUGAGUUUCCUGUUGCUUUCAACUACCCUCUCUUUGGUUGCCUUUUCUCAUGAAUUUUCCAUUUCUGAUAAUAAUGGGAAUAUUGUAUUCCCUCCCGUGCUGGACAUGGACGGCGAAUAUCUCAAGAUAGACGAGGAGUACUCCAUUAUCAGUGCUCUCUAUGGCGGUGGAAGCGUAUACUUAGCUGAUAUUGAUAACCGUACCGAAUGCCCAAAUGACGUUUUGCUUGACAGUUCUGGUGAUUUUGAGCACAGCACACCCGUGUUGUUUUAUACUAUGCAACUUGGAAGUCAAUUCGUUUCUGAAGACCAAGAUGUUAGUAUAAUGUUCUCAACUAAGUCAUGUUUUAACGAAACUGUUUGGCAAGCUGGUGAUUACAUGCUAGGGCCGAUACAUCCACCACCUAGGUUUGUUAUAACUGGUGGUACCUUAGGAUUUCCAGGACCUAAUAACAUAGAGAACUGCUUCAAGAUUGAGAAAUAUGAGAAAGGGAUACCUCAUUCUUACAAGUUAAGGUAUUGUCCUAGUUAAUAUAUUUGUCCAACAUGCCAAUUUGAUUGUGCAGAUGUCGGACUAUACGAAAAUAAGGGAUACGCCCGUCUGGCUCUCAAUAACAAGCCUUAUCCAUUUGGCUUCACCAAAGUAAACAAGAAUGAUGCAUAGUUAGUUAAUUAUCUAUGCUUAUUAUAACCUAGCUAGCUUUCUAAAAUAAUGUGGAUCAUGCUUCCAUGUAAUAUUAAUGCUUAUGAUGAAUAAAAUAGCUAGGUCCUUUAUUUAU
Messenger RNA from Solanum stenotomum, 796 nucleotides. RefSeq names its product cysteine protease inhibitor 1-like. The coding region runs from base 1 to 549 and encodes 182 amino acids. Gene Ontology annotation, molecular function: endopeptidase inhibitor activity. The transcript has 2 exons. NCBI's taxonomy places the organism in Eukaryota, Viridiplantae, Streptophyta, Magnoliopsida, Solanales, Solanaceae. The record is from RefSeq and is a predicted model, not a curated record.